This is a messenger RNA of Coffea arabica (coffee), 1317 nucleotides long. Lineage: Eukaryota; Viridiplantae; Streptophyta; Magnoliopsida; Gentianales; Rubiaceae. The record is from RefSeq and is a predicted model, not a curated record.
AUGUCAUUGGCGGUGUCGCACCUAGCCCGGGAGUUAUCAGACCAUGCUCCGCUCCUUCUUUCAGUGUCAACCAGACUGGAUACUAAACCGAGUCGUUCAGGAGGUUUUGGGGAUAUCUUUCAGACAGCUAGGCAAAAGGAAGAGGAGGUGCGGUUGGCGGAGGUUCGUGUAGAAAGCGAUGAUUCAGAUGCUGCUAGGAUGCAUUUACAUCUUGCCAAAGGCCAGUUACGGGUGGCCUUGAGAGUGGAGGAGUUGUUUUGGAAGCAGAAGGCUCGGCAUAUCCCAACAAUUUUGACUGAUGAGGAGAAUGAUUUGCUGGAGCAGUUUCCCUUUGAGGUGGAGAUUCGAAGUGCGGUGUUCGCGAUGGAUGGGGAGAGUGCACCGGGGUCGGAUGGAUAUACGGGUAAGUUCUUUACGGUUGCAUGGCUAUUACAGCGACCUCUAUUGCACUCAUUCCUAAGGUUGGGCACCCACAGAAUUUUUCUCAAUUCCGCCCGAUUAGCUUGUGUAACUUUGUUAACAAGUAAUUUCGCGAAUUUUGGCGGAUCGCUUGGCCCUAGUCCUUCCGAGGAUCAUUUUCCCACAGCAGAGUGGCUUUGUUCGGGGCGGCUUAUAUCGGAUAAUUUCUUGCUUGCACAAGAGUUGCUCUCUAAUAUGGGGAGGACCUCCAGAAAUGCCGAUGUAGCUCUGAAAUUAGAUAUGUCAAAGGCUUAUGACCGUGUUUCCUGGAUUUUUUUGACAAUGGUUUUGAGGAGAUUUGGUUUUAGGGAGCAAUGGAUUGAUAGGAUUUGGAAAUUGGUCUCGAAUGUAUGGUUUUUGGUUCUAAUCAACGGGCCAGUGUGGGUUUCUUUAAGUCUACACGAGGGCUUCGUCAAGGGGACCCGUUAUCCCCAGAUUAUUGAGAACUAUGGAGCAGUUUCGGGGCUGGAGAUUAAUGUUCAGAAGUGCGGGUUCAUGGUGCAUGCUAAAUUGCCUAGUCACUGUGUGGCAAGGGUUCGACGGGUAACUGGGUUUGGUCUUAAGUCGUUUCCCGUGCGUUAUUUGGGUUGUCCGCUUUUUGUGGGGCGCCGGAAGUGCCUAUAUUUCAUGGAGCUGGUACAGUCAGUUAUUUCUAAAGUUUCAUCAUGGAGGUCCAGCUUUCUAUCCCAUGGGGGUCGGAUUGUACUCAUCAAACACGUGCUUUCAGCAAUCCCAACUCAUUUAUUGGCAGCUUCAUGUCCUCCGAAGGGAGUUCUAGCCUUAGUUGAACGGGCUAUGGCAAAUUUUCUCUGGGGGAGCGGGAAGGUGGCCUCCGACAUCAUUGGAUUAAGUGGGUAG